Panonychus citri (citrus red mite) is the source of this 2290-nucleotide messenger RNA. RefSeq names its product band 7 protein AGAP004871-like. Gene Ontology annotation, cellular component: plasma membrane. NCBI's taxonomy places the organism in Eukaryota, Metazoa, Arthropoda, Arachnida, Trombidiformes, Tetranychidae. The coding region runs from base 410 to 1618 and encodes 402 amino acids. The transcript is spliced from 6 exons. The record is from RefSeq and is a predicted model, not a curated record.
ACUGAUUAAAUGAACAAUUUAAUCCAAUAGAUGCCGCCAACAAUUGUUGAUUGUUGAUUGUAAUUGUAUAUUUAAGAGGAUGCGUGUAACUGAAUUAAAAGUUACAUCUUGUUCCUGAUGAAAGUUAAUUGUAAUCAUUUGCCUGGUAAGGCAUUAACACUGUUUUCACCUUGAUCAGCGAUUAAAUUGUUCCAACAAAUUAACAAUCAAUUAAAUUGUUCAUCUUUAAUAAAUUCUUGUUGAUCUUAAAUUUUUUCAUUGUGUUUAAAUUGUUGCUAUUAUUGUGUUUUAAUUUCAAUCGUCAUCUAAUUUAACUAAUCCGGAUUAUGUUUCUUUUAAUUUGUGACCUUUAUCAUCUAAAUUAACUGUUAAUUGUUUUAAUUAAAUUGCCAAUUAGUUGAACGACAAAAUGACAGCAGCAAAUCUAACAAACAGUAUUGAACCUUUCGAAGACUCUGUGGUUAACUAUCCGCCACCACCUCCUCCACCUCCACCAACAUCUCAUCAACACCAUGUAACAUCCAUACAGAAUUCCAAUCAUCCAGUGAAUCCAUCGGAAAAUCACAGUAUUCAUCGUCUCUCACCAAACGGAAGUCAAACUUAUUCAUUUCACCGCAAAUAUGGACCAAGAAAAAAAUCAUUCAUCGGCUUUGAUGCCAUCAUGCUGGUGAUUGUCACCUUUGUAAUUGUCAAUUCGAUGUUAUUCUCACCAACAGCGUACCUUGUUUCUGCAGACCUUGUCGAAGACACCAGAUUAUGUGCAAUUAUGCUCACCUUUAUUUCCUUGGCUCUCAUUGCUGUUUCUUUACCUUUUUCGUUAUUUUUUUGCAUCAAGGUUGUCCAAGAAUACGAAAGAGCAGUUAUCUUCCGUUUGGGUCGAUUGGUGACCGGAGGGGCUCGUGGACCUGGAAUCUUUUUCAUCAUUCCUUGUAUUGAUACCUAUUCGAAGGUCGAUCUUCGAACCGUUUCAUUUGAUGUUCCUCCUCAAGAGAUACUUUCCAAAGAUUCUGUGACAGUUGCAGUUGAUGCUGUCGUUUACUUCCGUAUUAAUAAUGCCAUAGCAUCAGUAUCAAAUGUUGAAGAUUAUGCUCGAUCAACCCGACUUCUUGCAGCGACGACACUUCGAAAUGUCCUUGGUACCAAAAAUUUAUCUGAAAUAUUAAGUGAACGAGAAUCAAUAAGCCACAUGAUACAAUCAAGUUUAGAUGAAGCAACUGAAUCAUGGGGAGUCAAAGUGGAAAGAGUUGAAAUUAAGGACGUUCGAUUGCCAGUUUUACUUCAACGAGCUAUGGCCGCCGAAGCUGAGGCAACUCGAGAAGCUCGAGCCAAGGUAAUCGCCGCUGAAGGUGAGCAAAGAGCAUCCAAAGCACUUAAAGAAGCCGCUGAAGUUAUCGCCGAUUCACCAGCGGCGUUACAACUUCGUUACCUUCAAACUUUAUCUUCAAUUGCGGCGGAAAAUAAUUCAACGAUUGUAUUUCCGGUUCCAAUGGAGCUGUUCAGAGGUUUUAUCGUUCAAAACAACAACGCCAACAAUAAUAAUAACAGUAAUCACACAAACAAUCAGGCUAAUCAACAACAAGGAAUCAAACAAUUAAUUGAGAUCUCCCCCAAAGAAUAACCUAAAUUGUGAAACAAUUUAACAUAACAACAAACUACAAUUAACACACUUAACCAAUGUGUGUAUGUGCCUUUCUCAUUUAACAACAAUAUUGGUAACAAUUAACAGAAGAUUUAACCGAGAUCAUCAUUUAAUUGUAACAAUCAACUUUUAAUGGAUUAUAUUUGAAUCUAUCAUUCAUGAAAUCCAUUGAUUCCGUUAAUUAAUUUUCAUUAAACAAUAUAUUAUAAUAUCUAUAUAUUGGCAACAACAAUUAACUCAACCAGUUAAUCUUGAGUUAAUCAUAAACAACCAAGAGAAGACUCAACAAUUUGUUAAUUGUUAAAUUGGUAUCUUUAUAUAAUUAAUUGUUAAAUUGAUACAUUUAAUCAACAUGAGACAAGGUGAAAAUAAACACAAUUAAAGACACCAAACUUUUAACUGCCAAAACUUAAUCAUCUUUUGAUCAAUUGAUCAAAUUUUACAAUUUAAAAUUGAAAAUGACAAAUAUGGAUUUACUAAUUGUCCAUUUUAAUUGUAACCUCUCAUUUAUGGUGUAAUCAAAUAUAUAAAUAUAUAUAAAUUGAAACAAUUAAACCAAAUGAUUAACUAAUUUGCUUGCACGAUGAAUUGAAAAUGUUGUAAAGCCAAAAAUUAAUAAACCAUCAAAAUGAAAUUAAAAAUUGAAACUGA